Owenia fusiformis is the source of this 1781-nucleotide messenger RNA. NCBI's taxonomy places the organism in Eukaryota, Metazoa, Annelida, Polychaeta, Sabellida, Oweniidae. The record is from the annotation of a GenBank genome assembly.
UGGGCAAUUGUGGUCAAUUACCGAACAAAUUUAGAGUCUUUCAUACAGUGACUGACUAUUGGUAUGUGAUUGAUUGGGAAUAAACGGCACAUUGAUGAUUCAGUUAGUAUACAUAUAUUGGCAAGAAACACUUAAAGAAGCAAGAACUUGUGGCGCUACCAUUAUAUUGAUUAGUUCUUGGAAUAUGCACUGAGUGACCUUUGUGUGUGUGAAACCUGGUUGUUAUGGGAUAUUGGAUGUGGAAUAAAUACUGAUUGAUGAAUUAUUAGUGGAGAUAUCAUAGCAGUGACAUAUCUUCUACAUAUAUUAGAGACAUUUUGAAUAGAUAAUCAUCUUAAUUGAGUGAUUUAAGUGUACAUAUUAUAGGUUAAUAAACGUGUAUAUAGUAUUGAAUAUAAACUAAGUGUCAGUUUCCUGAUUUAGCAUCUGGGUCUAGUUGUGUAGAGACCUUGCAUGCUACAAAAAUUGGUGGCAGUAGUGUUUGACGAUACUUUACGUGAUACUCGGAAGUGAUUUAAAAGGGAAAAGACACUUGUUUUGUUCUAUAUUAUUGCAUAUAUUUAUCCUUAUUGUACACAUAUAUGUGAAAAUGGCUGAAGGCGGAAUGGAUGUGCCUGAAAUUACGUUUAAAAAUCCAGAGUUGGUGAUGAAUGGGGAUGAUGACCAAAGACCACAUGUUGCUCUUGGCUCCAGACCUGUUUCUGUUUCGGCCAAUUCAGAUUCUGGUAUGGAAACGAUGGCAAGAUGUAUGAAAUCAGAUAAAUACAAACCUAUUGAAACUGUGGUUUCAGCACCCAAUGCUAGCUUGGUUGAUGUUACCCCAUUAUCAAUGGUAAAUGAGACGGGAACUCAGAAGGAUUUGAUAUCCAGAAAAAGGUUGGAUUUCAAUAGAUUAAAUUCAACAAGUAUGAAUAAUGAACACCAAAAUCAUGGAAUGGUGACUAUGGAACAAUUGAAUGAAGAAAUUGGAUCUUUGUUUGAAUUACUAGAGGAACAGAAGAAAAACAUUGGUCAGUUAGGUGAAACUGGCUGUCUGUCAAGUGAGACUGGUACCAAAAUGCUGCCCUUUGAAUUAAUGCGCAGUAGUUCUGGAGAGGGAAAUUGCAGUGGAACGUGCAAGAGCUCUGUACAGGGAAUAAACCAUAGCCUGGCCAUGGGUGGAAUUGGAAAGGGUAUGUACAAUAAUUCCAGAGAUGGGAAGAGCAAUGGUUCUGUACGCACUAGCUGUGAAUCGUUGGGGGGAUUAAUGAAAAAUCCCAGGUUCAACGAUGAUAUGGGGGGGAGUAAUGAAACUCCCAGCUCCCAUGAUCCGGGGGGAAGCACUGGUGCUUCCAGCUCCCAAGUCUUGAGGGGAAGUAUGGACACUUCCAGCUCUCAAGAAGCAUUAGGUACCAGAGAGACAGUGGAAAAGCAGAAGUUGAAUGUAUUUAAUGUACCUGCAGGAAAUGGUACAUGUUAUAAUGUGAAACAAGCAGAUGUUGUUCCUGACAAAUUUAAAGGCACAAGUGAAGUAGCAUGGAGAGAUUACCAAAUACAUUUUGAAACUGUGGCAGUGAUUAAUAAUUGGAACGAUGCCCAAAAGGUGGCUCAUUUGGCUGUCAAUUUACGGGGAGAUGCACAGCAAUUAUUGGGUGACAUGAGUACGGCCACAAGAAAUAAUUACUCAAUGAUGGUUGAUGAGUUGAGUAGACGUUUUGAUGAUAUAUGUAACAUUGAAACAUUUAGAGUACAAUUGAAAAACAGGAUGAAGAAGAAAGAAGAAUCCUAUCAAGAAUUUGGAC